AUGGGUCCCUUUGUCAUCACGGAGCGAAUCGGAGCAGUAGCGUAUCGACUGGUGCUACCACCCAACAUGGCAGAUUUUCAUGAUGUGUUCCACGUGUCAGUCCUACGGAAGGUGGUGCGAGAGCCUGAGCUGGUUUUGUCCCAGCCACCCCUGGACGCGCAACCCAACUUAACCCUGAAUAGUACCCCCACCAGGAUUCUAGACCGGAAAGAGAUAGAUGACCGUGGAAAGAAGGUGCGGAUGGUACUAGUACGAUGGGAAAGAGAUGGGAUACCUGACGAGGUAUGGGAGCGUGAGUCCCAAUUUUUGGACGCCUAUCCGGGGAUGUUCCAGACAGAGACACAGCAGAAUUCGGGGACGAAUUCAGUUCUAGUGGGGGAGAAUUGUAACACCCCGGCCCAGGCCCAAGGGGAAAAGGCCCAACAGAGAGAAACCCUAAGUAACCCUAAUCCUAUCAACUAUAAAAGGAGGUGCCUGUAG
Messenger RNA from Brassica napus (rape), 480 nucleotides. RefSeq lists its product as uncharacterized. The record is from RefSeq and is a predicted model, not a curated record. Lineage: Eukaryota; Viridiplantae; Streptophyta; Magnoliopsida; Brassicales; Brassicaceae. Bases 1 to 480 code for a protein of 159 amino acids. The transcript has a single exon.